AUGAAAUUCUCAACUGCGUUUCUUUCUCUGCUCUCUCUUGUGCCGCUUGCGGUUGCACAACAACAGGUUUGGGGACAAUGCGGUGGUAUUGGAUGGACUGGCCCAACGACUUGCGUGUCUGGCACUAGUUGCGUGACAUCUAACCCCUACUAUUCUCAAUGUAUCCCAUCAACAAAUGCACCGCCUCCGCCACCGCCGUCAAGUUCACAGCCUGCUGGAACACCGACAUCAACUGCUUCCGGAGGCAGCGCAACUGGUGGACUCGAUACCAUUGCUAAGGGAGCUGGGAAGAAGUACUUUGGUACUGCAACAGAUGCAUCUGAGUUCCAGAGUGACGCUGCAUACGCGGCCGUUUUGACGACAAAGGGCGAAUUCGGACAGCUCACACCGUUGAACAGCAUGAAAUGGGACACAACCGAACCCUCACGUGGUAGCUUUAACUUUGCCGGUGGUGACGCACUUGUCGCCGAGGCAAAGGCCAACGGUCAAAUCGUGCGCGGACACAACUGCGUCUGGUACAACCAGCUACCAAGCUGGGUUUCAAACAGCGGCUUCAACUCUGCCACCUUGACGUCAGUCAUCCAGACUCACUGCUCGACGCUUGUUGGUCACUUCAAGGGAGAAAUUUACGCGUGGGAUGUCAUCAACGAGCCUUUCAACGAUGAUGGUACCUGGCGUUCAGACGUCUUCUACAAUACUUUGGGUCAAAGCUACGUCCAGAUCGGUCUUCAAGCCGCACGCGGGGCCGACUCUGGUGCCAAGCUUUACAUUAAUGACUACAACAUUGAAUACACCGGUGCGAAGGCAACGGCUAUGAUCAACCUCGUCAAGUCUUUGAAGUCUGCUGGUGUACCGCUCGACGGUGUCGGUUUCCAAGGCCACUUCAUCGUUGGUGAAGUGCCGACUUCGCUGUCAUCGGUGAUGUCACAGGUCGCAGCUCUCGGUGUUGAGGUCGCCAUCACAGAGUUGGAUAUCCGUAUGCCUCUUCCUGCUUCAUCGGCGAACCUCGCGCAGCAACAGCGGGACUACCAAAGCGUUAUUCAACAAUGCAACUCCGUUGCUGGCUGUAUCGGUGUCACUGUUUGGGACUUCUCAGACAAGUACUCGUGGGUACCGAACACCUUCAGUGGCCAGGGUGCUGCCUGCCCAUGGGACCAGAAUAUGCAAAAGAAGGCCGCCUACAACGGAAUCGUUGCAGGGUUCUGA
Molecule: messenger RNA, 1206 nt
Organism: Fomitiporia mediterranea MF3/22
Lineage: Eukaryota; Fungi; Basidiomycota; Agaricomycetes; Hymenochaetales; Hymenochaetaceae
Product: endo-1,4-beta-xylanase A precursor
Exons: 12
Coding region: 1-1206 (401 amino acids)
Biological process (GO): carbohydrate metabolic process
Cellular component (GO): extracellular region
Molecular function (GO): cellulose binding; hydrolase activity, hydrolyzing O-glycosyl compounds
Source: RefSeq, a predicted model, not a curated record